AUGAGUUCGAAAAGGGUCGCCAAGGAGAGGAAGUCGACAAGGUUCGUAUACGGUCCGAUUCGGGCUGCAGCCCGAGCCUGGGAUUCAUAUGUAAAAUCCCUUGCGGGUAUGACAUGGUCCGUACCCCACGUCAGCACCAUGGGCUGCCCUAUGUCGCAUUUCUCAAGCGUGGAUGCAGAGCACAGAAGCGUGGACGAUGAAAUGAGGGCUGCGAUGAGACUCGCCACCACCCGCCGCCACGCUGUAAAAUCCGGGCGCCAGCGAAAGCAAUGCGUGGUGCCUCUGGGCGGCAACUCGGUUGCAUUUGGGAGGAUUGAUGAGGACAGAGAGUGCUGA
Messenger RNA from Striga hermonthica, 336 nucleotides. Lineage: Eukaryota; Viridiplantae; Streptophyta; Magnoliopsida; Lamiales; Orobanchaceae. The record is from the annotation of a GenBank genome assembly.